AUGUUGGAGACGCUCGCAUUGGAAGAUGUGAGCGAGCCCUUCAAAAUGCUGCAGGCGUUGGCGAACGCAGAUUUGGAGCGCCUGGUGCAGCUGGCGUCGGUAAUCGACAAUUGCACGAUGCCGCUGGCCGUGUUCAGCCAUGUAGUAUCAGCGGCGUGCCCAGAACAGGCAGAGACCGUGGAGUUCAUUAGUGAGGUGCAUGCCGAGGAUGGGCAGCAGGCGAGGUCUGCCAUGAGGGACGUGGCCGCGGCGGCCAUGUUUGACAUCAUUCGGCGGCAUGAUCAUUCUGGCUGGGCCCUGGCAUUUCCGCUCCGGGAUUGUGUGGUGUUGCCCAGCGCGCGCGCCAAUGAAAUGAUGCACUGCACAUCGGCGUCAUACGGGUGCAGGAAGCAUGUGCCGUGCGGUGUCACGGCGAUGGAUUUUAUGGGCAGUAGCGCUUUGGGUGUUGUGGUGCAGGCAUUGGCCAGCACGCGUGCCUGGGCUGCGGAGCAGGGACUGCUUCGAAGGGCAGAGCAUGGAUCGCCCACUGGGGAUGGGCUGGUGCUGGCGGGCGGCUGCGUUCACAACGCGCUGCAGCCGGCGGCUCAGCGACUGUCGGUGGUGCAGGCCGACGCAGACGUCUUCGUGGUGGGUGCUGUCAGUGCCGCAGCUGGCGCGCGCAUGGCCGCACACUUUUUGGAGGGCCUGGCGCAUCGUGUGGAAGUGGUGCAAGGCAGCAUGCUGGUGACGGAGUGCUCCGUCGGCGCGCUGUACAUGAUACCACCAGGUUUCGCUGACACGGGACGUGGCCUUCGGGUGCAGGUGUGCCUGCGGCCAUACUUUUCAACAUUCCACGUGUUGAACAGCUUCGACUUGUGCGCUUGCAAAGUGGCGGCGCUGCCGUCGGGGGCAAUCGUGGCCCAUCCACGGUUUGUGUACGGCUGCGCACGUGGGCGUGUGCAGAUGGUGCUGCCGUGCCAUCGUCAAGCGACAACCAGUGCGCGGAUUGCGAAGUACUGGACGCACGGGUGGCUGUGCGAGGGUUAUGACAACACCGAGGAGGACCUACAGCACCAGCAUGCUGGGGCAAUGGACUUGAGCAUGGGUGGCAAUGUCGUGGUCGUUCGUCCCACGGCGUGUUCGACAUCGGACCUGCUUCAGGUCGCUCUGCCGUUGAUGUCGCUGUGGGAGGCAGCUUCCGAUGCGGAAUGGCGUCGUGGCAACGUGGCCAUGAACGUAAUGCAUGCCAUGACGGGAGCGAUGAUGCAGCUGCCGCAUGUCAAAUGGGCGCACAUGAAGUUCAGGCCCAACACCCAAGUGGCUGCCGGUGUGCAAGUGGAGCGGCCGCUGGGGUGCGCCUCUGCAGUGUCGGUGCCAGAUGGGAUCCUGUGGUCUGACCAGACGAACCCGUCACUGCCGGCCAGCAUGGCGGAGGUGCAGUCCUUGAGAACGCGCUGCCGGCUGCUGAAGAAGCUGCAGGUGAAUCUGGAUGCUGCUAAAACACGGGUGAUGGUCACACCGGUGCUGGGCCGAGUGCCAGUUAAGCAGGGCGACCUGGCAGCUGUGCAAGUCCGGCUGCACGACAUCACAGGGCCCACUCCGGUGGUGGUGUGCGGCACGGCCCCUACACUCAAGCGGACUGCGGAGGUGGCGUUGGGCAAGGUGCAAGCGGGGGUUGCCAAGCCUGCUUUGAGCGGGCAGCAAGUGACCUUGCUGUUUGCUAAAGUGGAGGUGGACGACCCCACCAUUGUGGAUGAGGUUCGUAGCAAGAUCACUACGCUGGAUGUAGGCCAGCUGUGGAGCAAGCUGUCACGGCAUAAAGCAGCAGGCAGUGCUAUGCACAAGGUGGACAUGGCGGGCCAUGCAUACAUCGCUACUGACAGCACCAACAUCGCUGGAUGGUAUGUCCAGCAGGGAGAUUACGUCGAGGAUGCAGUAGGCCUGGGGAAUAAUGCACGGAGGGAAGCCAGCGGCGAAGUCGCGCAGCAGCGCGCCAAAGUGGUGAUGGCCCGGCGUUGGGCGAGCGCGGCACUGACAGAGCUGCGGCCUCAGUUCGAUGCCAAUGAGGGAUUUGAAGCUCCGCUUCCAGCCGGAUGUUCUGCCGCAGGCUGCAACUCGCUAGGCGACCAAGUGCGGCAGGACUUAUUUCCGCACUUAAGGGCCACUGCCGCCUCGGCCCGGGGCUCCCUGGUGUUUGUCUGCGACUGUCAUGACGGACCGUCGUCAGGCGGCCAAGCUUGCACAGGGCGGCUGGUGUUGGAUUGGCAGGGGUGCAAGGUUGUUGCAGCAGCACAUUCGUGCAGCUGUGCAGCAAAGACCAGGCCCAACACCCAAGUGGCUGCCGGUGUGCAAGUGGAGCGGCCGCUGGGGUGCGCCUCUGCAGUGUCGGUGCCAGAUGGGAUCCUGUGGUCUGACCAGACGAACCCGUCACUGCCGGCCAGCAUGGCGGAGGUGCAGUCCUUGAGAACGCGCUGCCGGCUGCUGAAGAAGCUGCAGGUGAAUCUGGAUGCUGCUAAAACACGGGUGAUGGUCACACCGGUGCUGGGCCGAGUGCCAGUUAAGCAGGGCGACCUGGCAGCUGUGCAAGUCCGGCUGCACGACAUCACAGGGCCCACUCCGGUGGUGGUGUGCGGCACGGCCCCUACACUCAAGCGGACUGCGGAGGUGGCGUUGGGCAAGGUGCAAGCGGGGGUUGCCAAGCCUGCUUUGAGCGGGCAGCAAGUGACCUUGCUGUUUGCUAAAGUGGAGGUGGACGACCCCACCAUUGUGGAUGAGGUUCGUAGCAAGAUCACUACGCUGGAUGUAGGCCAGCUGUGGAGCAAGCUGUCACGGCAUAAAGCAGCAGGCAGUGCUAUGCACAAGGUGGACAUGGCGGGCCAUGCAUACAUCGCUACUGACAGCACCAACAUCGCUGGAUGGUAUGUCCAGCAGGGAGAUUACGUCGAGGAUGCAGUAGGCCUGGGGAAUAAUGCACGGAGGGUGCGGUAG
Molecule: messenger RNA, 2967 nt
Organism: Volvox carteri f. nagariensis
Lineage: Eukaryota; Viridiplantae; Chlorophyta; Chlorophyceae; Chlamydomonadales; Volvocaceae
Exons: 8
Coding region: 1-2967 (988 amino acids)
Source: RefSeq, a predicted model, not a curated record